GUAAUGCCCUUUGACAAUGCAUAUAUAUUCUUGAGAGUCAACCUGAUGAGCGACUGUAAAGAUAAUUUAUUAUUAUCAUCAUCUCGCUCCUAUCAUCAUCUUCCUAUUCUUUACUAGUGUCACAAUUAUCAAACGCCAACAUCAUGUGCAUAUACGCGUGCAACUAUUGCCCGACUUGCAAAUGUGAUUCUUGUGCAAAAUGCCAAAACGAUAUGCAAAAGUCACAAGUGUUGCCGAAGCUUGCUACCGAAAACAAACUGCUAUGUACAAGAUCACUACAUCCUGUAAAUGGAAAAGAUUUAUGCGCUCCAAGGCGACGGGAAAUUGAACGUGAUAUAAUAUUCCGGACUCGAGAGGCUUUACUAGAUUCGUGCGUGAAUGGCGGACGAGACCAAAAAGACUUCAUCACAGUAGGACCAGAUACAAACUUAUUUGGGCUUGAUGCGGAAAUAUCAUUAGUUUCACUUUGCCUCUCAAGAAUACAUAUGGUCAAGGUUACAAAUACAGAUAUCGGAGAAAUGAUCGUCGAGAUGAUAAUGACAGCAGAACGCAAACACUGUUCACGAUGGUCAUUCUGCUUAAGCUGCACCUGCACCGCCUUUUCAGAGAUGAAUUAUUUUCCACCUUGCGAAUGCGGACAUAGAGAAGAGCAUCACGCCUCCUUGGCGAAUUUAUGCAAGAGUAAAUCAGUUCCAAUGACUGUGAAACAGUUUGCAAAGAUUCUCCUACGACUGGAGAUUUUGACAGAUUUUGGUGACGUCUCAUUGAGUGCACUGGCGAAUGCAUAAGCUAGGCGUAGACUCUGACCUAGUGUCUAUCUGGAGUUGCGAGAAACGUGGCAUGAAGAGUGGUUGCGUCGCUGGAGUUUGUUGGCUUAACUAAUUCUUGUAUAGAUUCCCUAAGCUUAUUUAGCCUUUUCUUCACAAUGUAUGAGAAGUUCGCGAGCUGGCUGAAAGUUAAACGCAUCCUUCUACACUGUCUAAAGCGCCAGCAUGAGACCAUUUACCGAGACAGCCACGCCAUGUGUUGCACUUGCCAUAAUACAGGCGAAGCCCGAAAUAUGUUCACCGAUUUAGGCAGCAG
Molecule: messenger RNA, 1083 nt
Organism: Verruconis gallopava
Lineage: Eukaryota; Fungi; Ascomycota; Dothideomycetes; Venturiales; Sympoventuriaceae
Exons: 3
Coding region: 144-788 (214 amino acids)
Source: RefSeq, a predicted model, not a curated record